Molecule: messenger RNA, 3168 nt
Organism: Giardia duodenalis
Lineage: Eukaryota; Fornicata; Diplomonadida; Hexamitidae
Product: Ankyrin repeat protein 1
Exons: 1
Coding region: 1-3168 (1055 amino acids)
Molecular function (GO): protein binding
Source: RefSeq, a predicted model, not a curated record
AUGCCAAUAACCACCUCCGCAGCAUGGUUUCAGGCAGCAGAGAGAGGACAUGUGGAUAGCGUCAUCUCUCAUUUGCAUAAGUUCGCAGGGUCUGUUGAUAGUGAAGGCUCAACUGCACUUAUUAAAGCAGCCAGGAAUGGUCAUUCAGAUUUGGUUGAAAUUCUGCUAGAACCGGAAGCACGGCAUAUUAACAGGCGCGGAGAGACAGCAUUGUUGCUUGCUGCAUCCAACAAUCAUGUCAAGUGCUGCGAACUUCUUGUGGCAGCAGAGUAUGAUAUUUUAUCUCCAGAUGGGCUUACAGCACUGCAUGUAGCAGCGCGUAGUGGAUCAGCCGGGGUCUUGCCAAUUCUUCACCAGUAUAUUCAUGACUGCAGUGAUGGAACUGGUCAUACUGUCCUGGAUCAGGCCGCUAUAGCUGGCAGUCUAGAAUCAGUGAGUGUUUUGCGUAGAUUGCUUUCUCCAGAUAGGAAAACCGUUGCCAAAGCCAUGGAGUGCUGCAAGAAUAAGGAAACGUUAGCCUUCUUGCAGAGCCUAUACGAUGAUGCGUCGCAGCGGUACUAUAGCAGUAUGGACGAUUUGUCCAAUGAAGUAGAUAAGUUACUGUCAGCUGUUCCCAGUUUCACCGACCCCCGCUUAAGCACACCUGUGAGCUCUUUUAAUUCUGAACUGGGAGCCAUUUCUGUACGGCGCCUCGACCCCGAGAGUUUGGCAAGCUCUGGUUCCAAAGGUACUCACCCAGUUAGGCCGGCUUCGUAUAGAAAAGAGAGCCCCAAAAUCCGUGAGGUGCCUUUGCAUUCUAGCUCCUUUUCAUAUUCUCAAGCAAGGCCAUCCUUGAAUUCUUUAGGACAACACAUUUUGCAUCAGGCUUCUCUGAGUUCCCAACAGAUCAAGAGGAAACAUCCACCACACUAUUCUGUGAACUCGCGAGGAAAGGCUGACUGUGAGACACAAACAAGUAUGUUGAUUGAUGUCUGUGAGCGUUCCAUUCAAUCAGACAUCCAGACAGAUAAUACAUUGGAGCUUUUUAAGCAAGAGAAUUUGCGGCUUGUCACUGCUUUAUCGGAUUACGAGUCCAUUAUUACUGAAAAAGAUACGGUUAUAGCUCAGCUAAAGCAAUCCGUUGAAGACUAUAAGCAACAACUUGUUCAGCUACAAACUCAAUCAAACAUGUCGAUUCCCAACCAACAAUGUUUGCCAGAUAACAUCACUGAUUGUGACCUAUCUACCUUAACUGGUUCAGUGAUUAAUUCACACCAGCCCUGUGUACCGCACGUAGAUGAGCAUAGUCUUUAUCAGAGUACUAUGCACAGUCUAAAUGUCACUCAGACGUCACUGACAUCGACACGACGUCGACAUAGAAGCUCUAAAACGACAGAAGCUCUGGAAAGUCAAGUAAAGGAGCUCGUGGAACGACUGAAGACCUCGCACGAACAGCUAAAGCGCGCUAGCCAGCGGGAGCUGCACUACGAGAACAUAAAGCAAAAGCUUCUUGCACUAUCAAAAUCUAGAGAGCUAUCAAUUUACAAGACUCAAAUAGAGACUGCAAAUAAAGAUACGUCUGACUCUGUCUACCUGGACGAAGACAAGGAUUGGAAUGAAAGCAUUUCUAACGCCCUAUUUACGAUUUCGUGUCUGCACAAAGUCUUGCAAGCUAGCUCACAAAUUCGUGAAGAACAGAAGAAAGAACUAGAUCGUCUGCACGACAUAGAAUCUAAACUUUUGGAACAACGAGUGCACACUGAAAAUAUCGACACUCUUCAUGCAACAAUUAGGGACCUUCAUCGCCAGUUGGAAGAAAGAGCUAUGGAUCUAGACAAAAGCGCUGAGUUGCAGCUAGUAAAGGCAGAGCUAUCCUCCCUUCAAUGUAAGCACGACAUCCUUUUGCAAAAGACAGCUAGCCUGGAACAGAACAAUAUUAAGCGUGGGUACAACGAAAGCGUCUAUGCUGAAAAGCUUGGUAUUCUAAGAGAUAUUCAAGAGCGUGGGUAUUUAGCGGAUCCAGCGUACAGGGUGCUUCUCUCACGAUGUGAGGAUUUAGGGGGAAAGCUUUUGGAGAGUCGAAAGCAAAACGAGCAACUAAUGAACGAAAUUCUUAAUAGCAAAAUACGGCUCUCGAAGCUUGAGCAGACAGGUUGCCUGACUGAGGAUCUUACUUCUGCCCUAGACCAAUCUACUCUAUCGACUACUAGACCAUCAAGCUCUGAACGUGUGCGUAUCCAGCCUGUCUCUUCUUGCGUGCCCUCUGAAGCUGUUCACACAUUAGAUGCGCUCAAAGCAGAAGCAGAACCUCAGGAGCCAGUUCCAUCAACGCAAUCUGUGGGCAGAAAUUUCUUUGAUCAGCAAGUGCUAAAGCAAGGGGCUCCCACUACAUCUGCCCAAGGAACUUUCAAGGAUAGUAUGCAUUACACAGAUAUCUUGACCACAACCAUGCUAGCUACAACACGAACGGGCUCGUCUAUGUUGCAGUCCAAUUUAUACGAGAAGAUAGAAGCGGACGGAACUACCCCACUUAUGCAUGCAGCAGCAGAAAACGACUCUGAAAAGGUGGAUAAGCAUAUGCGUUACGCGGGAAUGGCUAGAUACGAUGGCACAACAGCCUUGAUGGUUGCUGCGGAGCAUAACUCUAUAAAUGUGGUUGAGCUUCUUCUCAAAGACGAAGCCUGCAUGUUUCGAAAAGACGGGAUGCGUGCGCUGGACAUUGCAGAAGCUUGCGGUAAUACAGCCGUUGCAGCGCUUCUACGUACAGUAGAAAAACCACUGGCCAACUCUACUUCUGCUAAUGCAGGUGUGUGCGCGUUCACAGAGCUUAUGUCCGCUGCAGAACAUUGCAAUGUGAAUGCCGCAUUAGUCCUAUCAAAAUACCAGUCUAAGUGUAGAGAUGCGCAAGGACGAACUGCACUGAUGUGUGCUGCGGCUGCUGGAUGUAACGAAAUAGUUAGUUUACUAUUAGAUCAAGAAGGGGGUAUGCAGGACAAUGCAGGACGGACAGCACUUAUGUACGCUUGUAUGCAUGGGCACCCUGAAUGUGUAGAGCUUCUCUACGCCAGAGAGAUCCUAAUACAGGAUAAUAAGGGGAACAAGGCACUAAGAUAUGCUGUUGACAAAGCAUCGCAUGGUGAUAGAAGCGUGGAGAAUAAAAUCUUAGAGAUUCUAUGUAUACCACACUGA